GACAUGCACAGUUUAGCAAAUUCAUAUGUAAGCAGCACAAUGGCAAAAGAACAUAAGCUCAUUUUUACUGGAUUCUUCAUUUUCAUCUCGGCACAGUGGACUUCAUGCGCAUCACCGGAUGAGCGCUAUGCUAGUCACUGGAACAACAAAGGGAAACAGGCUCUUCACACUGCUAUGAAUAUUCAGCCAAAUCUGCGCCAGGCCACAAACCUCAUCCUUUUCCUGGGCGACGGUAUGGGUAUACCAACAGUGACUGCUACCAGGAUCCUUAAAGGCCAGCUGGGAAAACAGUCAGGAGAGGAGAGCAGUUUAGUCAUGGAUACCUUCCCUCACCUGGCACUAUCAAAGACGUACAACGUGGACCAGCAGAUGCCAGACAGCGCUGGCACAGCAACAGCCUACUUAUGUGGUGUAAAAGCCAACUAUGGCACCGUGGGAGUCUCUGCUGCCACUCCAAGGAGUGAUUGUAAAGCUGCUCAUGGCAACGAGGUCACAUCUGUUCUGCACCGUGCCAAGAAAGCAGGUAAAUCUGUUGGAAUUGUCACAACUACAAGAGUGCAGCAUGCUUCACCUUCAGCCAGCUAUGCACACUCUGCUAACAGAGACUGGUACGCUGACUCUGACCUCACCUCUGAAGCCGUCCAAAACGGCUGCCGUGACAUYGCCUAUCAGCUGGUUCACAACACAGAGAUAGAUGUCAUUCUUGGUGGAGGUCGUAGGUACAUGUUUCCCGAAACUGAGAAAGACCCAGAAUAUCCAUCUGAGACUGGAUCCCGAAAGGACGGACAAAAUCUUGUUAAAGAGUGGGAAAAAAACAAAACGAGAGCUAAAUAUGUUUGGAACAAAGCUGAUUUUGACGCCRUCGAUCCUAAACAGACAGAUUUCUUGCUGGGUCUGUUUGAGCCCAAGGACUGCCGUUAUGAGCUGGACCGUGAUGCAGCCAUGGACCCUUCGCUUACAGAAAUGACAGAAAAGGCUAUUAGGAUUCUCAGCAAGAAUCCUAAGGGGUUUUUCUUAUUUGUGGAAGGGGGGAGGAUUGAUCAUGGUCACCAUGAUGGGAGAGCCAAAAUGGCUCUGCAUGAAGCUGUUGAGUUUGACAAUGCAAUUGGGCGAGCGGCCGAACUCACCAGUGAACUGGACACUCUGUCUGUUGUCACCGCUGACCACUCUCAUGUCUUUGCUUUCGGAGGGCAUUCUGCCAGAGGAAACCCUGUUUUUGGGGUGUCUCGUGGAUUGGCGGAUGACAAGAAGCACUUUACCACUGCUGUGUAUGGAAAUGGACCAGGAUAUCAGAUCGCCAAUGGAACCCGUCCUGAUGUGAAUGAAACAAUUUCAUCAACAAAAAAGUACCGCCAGCAGGCUCCUGUCCCCCUCGACUCAGAAACCCAUGGUAUAGAGGAUGUGGCUAUCUUUGCCAAAGGACCAAUGUCCCACCUUUUUCACGGAGUUCAGGAACAGAGCUACAUUGCACACGUCAUGGCUUUUGCUGCCUGCAUCGAACCCUAUGAAAACUGCAAUCUACCUGGCCAUGCUGGAGCUUUUUACCCCAGUCUGCUCCUCCUUCUAAUGGGCCUCUUCAUCACCCUCUCUGCCUGAGAUUACAGUCCCAGUAUUUGAUCAAAUGUUGGAUUAUCUGCCCAAUCUCUCAUUUUUGGUUGAAAUUUCGUACAGUGUGACGGAAUUAUUGAAGAAUUAUUCCUAAAGAGUGAAACAUAAAUUAUUCCUAAAGGUUUUGUAAAGAAUUUAAGUAUUACUGUUUAUGCACAAGUCUGAUACCACCGUUCCAAGUACAUUUUAUUUGUGCAAGUUGCAUCAUGAUAUUUAACACUAUUAAACUGUCCAAAACACAA
This is a messenger RNA of Austrofundulus limnaeus, 1850 nucleotides long. RefSeq names its product alkaline phosphatase, intestinal, tandem duplicate 2 (gene alpi.2). Bases 4 to 1596 code for a protein of 530 amino acids. The transcript has 11 exons. Gene Ontology annotation, cellular component: plasma membrane. The record is from RefSeq and is a predicted model, not a curated record. Gene Ontology annotation, molecular function: alkaline phosphatase activity. Gene Ontology annotation, biological process: dephosphorylation. Lineage: Eukaryota; Metazoa; Chordata; Actinopteri; Cyprinodontiformes; Rivulidae.